Messenger RNA from Thamnophis sirtalis, 4750 nucleotides. The record is from RefSeq and is a predicted model, not a curated record. Lineage: Eukaryota; Metazoa; Chordata; Lepidosauria; Squamata; Natricidae.
UGAAGAAUUAACUCUGGAGGGCAGAUGAAAUCUCAGUUCAUUGCAACAGUGAUAAUGUUUCAAGUAGCUGAGUAUCUUUUCAACUUAGCACUUCCCUUUCAAGAACAUAUUUAUUAACAGGAUGUAUAGGAAAAAUCAUUGGAAAAUUCUGUACACAGGUAGUCCUCAACAUAUGACCAUAAUUGAGGCCAGAAUUAUGGUUAGAAGUCAUGCUGGUCGUUAAAAGAGUCACCAUGUGAUUGCACCCAAUUUUAUGACCUUUUUUUCUGGCAGCUGUUAAGUAAACCACUGUGAUUGUUAAACACUACAGUGGCAAAUCCAUUGUCUGCAAUUGGCAUUUUUUGUAAAUGCUGGUUUCCCUGCAGAAAAUAUCAUAAAUUGCAGUCAUGUGACCAAGGCAUCUUGAAAACAGUCAUAAAUGUGGAUCAAAUUACCGUGGGAGUGGUCGCUAAGCGUCCAUUAACUUCCUACACAUUUUUAACUUUUUUACAUUAACUUUUUUUAUUACUUUCUGGUUGCCUUUGUUCUGGUCUACAAACAAAAGGGUAAAAUAAUGUUUUGGGGGGGAAAUGCAAUUAAAAUACAAAUCUUGUCUGUUGUGAGAUACAUAUCCGUGUGGAAGAUGAAUAAGAUCUCUCUGGGUUCAUUGGGACAUUUUAACCUUUUACUUUAAUUAGCCAGAUAAUGCAAUGCUUUUUGUGCAAUUGACACCUUCUGUAUUUUAGGACAGUGGGGAUUAUCCGCUCACCAUGGCUGGUCCCCAGUGGAAGAAAUUUAAAUCAAGUUUUUGUGAGUUCAUUGGCGUGUUGGUCCGGCAGUGUCAGUAUAGCAUCAUAUAUGACGAAUACAUGAUGGAUACCGUGAUUUCACUACUUACAGGACUAUCAGAUUCUCAAGUCAGGGCAUUUCGACAUACUAGCACACUGGCAGCUAUGAAGCUAAUGACUGGGUUAUUAAACGUGGCAUUAAAUUUGAGCAUUAAUAUGGACAAUACACAACGACAGUACGAGACGGAACGAAAUAAAAUCAUUGGAAAACGAGCUAACGAUAGACUGGAACUCUUGCUGCAGAAAAGGAAGGAGCUGCAAGAAAAUCAGGAUGAAAUAGAAAACAUGAUGAAUGCAAUUUUUAAGGGUGUAUUUGUUCAUAGGUACAGGGAUGCGAUUGCUGAGAUUAGAGCAAUAUGUAUUGAAGAAAUUGGAAUUUGGAUGAAGAUGUAUAGUGAUGCCUUUCUCAAUGACAGCUAUUUAAAAUAUGUGGGGUGGACAAUGCAUGACAAGCAAGGGGAAGUGAGACUCAAAUGUCUUACAGCUUUGCAAGGGCUUUACUAUAAUAAAGAACUGAAUUCAAAAUUAGAACUCUUCACCAGCCGGUUCAAGGACAGAAUUGUGUCAAUGACUCUUGACAAAGAAUAUGAUGUUGCAGUGCAAGCAAUAAAACUACUUACUCUUGUUUUACAGAGUAGUGAAGAAGUUCUGACUGCAGAAGACUGUGAAAAUGUCUAUCAUCUGGUUUACUCAGCUCAUCGGCCAGUGGCUGUAGCAGCAGGAGAAUUUCUGUAUAAAAAGCUUUUCAGUCGCAGAGACCCUGAGGAAGAUGGAAUUCUUAAAAGAAGAGGAAGGCAAGGUCCAAACGCUAAUCUUGUCAAAACAUUAGUAUUUUUCUUUUUGGAAAGUGAGUUACAUGAGCAUGCUGCUUAUUUGGUGGACAGCAUGUGGGAUUGUGCAACUGACCUUUUGAAGGACUGGGAAUGUAUGAAUAGCCUUCUGUUGGAAGAACCCCUAAAUGGAGAAGAACCUUUAACAGACAAACAGGAAAGUGCACUAAUUGAAAUAAUGCUGUGUACAAUUAGACAAGCAGCUGAAUGUCAUCCCCCUGUAGGAAGAGGCACAGGAAAACGGGUCCUUACAGCAAAGGAGAAAAAAGCCCAGUUGGAUGACAGAACUAAGAUCACAGAGCUUUUUGCUAUCGCACUUCCUCAGCUUUUAGCAAAAUAUUCUGUAGACGCUGAGAAAGUCACCAACUUGUUACAGUUGCCACAAUAUUUUGACUUGGAAAUCUACACAACAGGGAGAUUAGAAAAGCAUUUGGAUGCCUUAUUACGACAGAUCCGGGAUAUUGUAGAAAAGCACACAGAUACUGACGUUUUGGAAGCUUGUUCUAAAACUUACCACGCCCUCUGCAACGAGGAGUUCACCAUCUUUAACCGAGUAGAUAUUGCAAGAAGCCAGCUCAUAGAUGAACUAGCAGAUAAAUUCAACCGGCUUCUUGAAGAUUUUCUGCAGGAAGAGGACCUUCUACGCUUAAAGAAACAGAUGAGAGUUUUUUGUCAAAUCUGUCAGCACUACCUUACCAAUGUAAAUACUGCUGUUAAAGAACAGGCCUUCACUAUUUUGUGUGAUGUGUUAAUGAUCUUCAGCCAUCAGAUCAUGUCAGGUGGACGUGACAUGUUAGAGCCAUUAGUUUACACUCCUGAUUCUUCCUUACAGUCUGAGCUCCUGAGUUUUAUUCUUGAUCAUGUCUUUAUUGACCAAGACGAUGAUAGCAACAGUGCAGAUGGACAGCAGGAUGAUGAAGCCAGUAAGAUAGAAGCGUUGCACAAAAGAAGAAAUUUGCUUGCGGCUUUUUGUAAACUUAUUGUAUAUACCGUGGUGGAAAUGAACACUGCUGCAGAUAUUUUUAAGCAAUAUAUGAAGUAUUACAAUGACUACGGAGAUAUCAUCAAAGAAACAAUGAGUAAAACGAGGCAAAUAGACAAAAUUCAGUGUGCAAAGACAUUGAUUCUCAGUUUGCAGCAGCUUUUCAAUGAGAUGAUCCAGGAAAAUGGGUAUAAUUUUGAUAGAUCGUCGCCGUCUUUCAGUGGGAUUAAGGAACUGGCUCGGCGUUUCGCUUUAACGUUUGGACUCGAUCAGCUGAAAACAAGAGAAGCCAUUGCUAUGUUACACAAAGAUGGGAUAGAGUUUGCUUUUAAAGAGCCUAACCCACAAGGAGAAAGCCAUCCACCUUUAAAUUUGGCAUUUCUGGAUAUAUUGAGUGAAUUCUCUUCCAAACUUCUCAGGCAAGACAAAAAAACUGUGUACGCUUAUCUGGAGAAGUUUAUGACCUUUCAGAUGUCACUUCGAAGAGAGGAUGUGUGGCUUCCACUCAUGUCUUACAGGAAUUCUUUGCUAGCUGGGGGUGAUGACGACACGAUGUCAGUCAUCAGCGGGAUUAGUAAUCGAGGGUCAACAGUAAGGAACAAGAAGACAAAACCGGCUACAGGGAAGCGGAAACUCCCUGAAGCUGAGGAGAGCAGCAGCAGCGACAGCCUGUGGCUGAACAGGGAGCAGGCCAUGCACACGCCCAUCAUGUUACAGACGCCGCAGCUCACUUCCACCAUUAUGAGGGAGCCCAAAAGGUUGCGGCCGGAAGAGAGCUACAUGGGCGUCUACCCCAUGCAACCCGAGCACCAUCAGGCGCCCAUCGACUACAAUACGCAGGUAACAUGGAUGCUGGCUCAAAGACAGCAGGAGGAAGUGGCCAGGCAGCAGCAGGAAAGGGCAGCAAUGAACUACGUGAAGCUGAGAACCAACUUGCAGCACGCCAUCCGACGUGGCACUAGUCUCAUGGAGGAUGACGAAGAGCCCAUCGUCGAAGAUGUGAUGAUGUCAUCAGAAGGGCGCAUCGAGGAUCUCAAUGAAGGCAUGGACUUUGAUACCAUGGACAUAGACCUACCACCAUCAAAGAACAGAAGAGAAAGAACAGAGUUAAAGCCAGAUUUCUUUGACCCUGCGUCAAUCAUGGAUGAGUCUGUUCUCGGGGUAUCAAUGUUUUAAUACUAGUUCAGCCAAUAACUCCGUGGUAAAGUCAUUUUCUACUGUGGAAGAGGAGAUUUUUAAAUUUAAAAAGUGUAGAUAACAGGGAUAUUCUGAGCAAGAUAUUUUUUUUCUCUAAGGAGAAUUGAUGUACUUACAAAAUCCAGUACAUUGAAGGGGCAAUUUUCUUUGCCUGAAACAAUAAAGGACAAGUAAACGACUUGAGGAUAAGCUAUUGUUUCUGUUGGGAAACCAGUAUUUUAUUUAUACAAUGUUUAGUUUAUUUCCAACUCAUAAUAUAAAUAUCACUUUAAAAAUAAUAAUAAUCCUAGCAUCAAAGAGGUGCUUAGUGUACGCACUUCUGUCAUCUGUUGAACAUACUCAAGCAAUUAUAUAUAUUUUUUUCUAGAUUAUCAUUCAAAGCAUCAGGUGAAAAUUAAAUGGGAUGUUUUGAUUUUGAAGUUUGGAAAUCUGUGUAAUUAGAUGAAAGAAAAGCAUUUUUGAUGUGAUGUUUAAAUUCUGGUCAACAGAAACUUUGGUUGUGAUAAUCAUGGAAAUAAAUUACGAGUGAUUUUUUUUUUAAUUCAGAAAUUAUUAUAGAAUAUUAAAAAAACACGCCAAGGCUUCCUUGUUACAUAUUCAUGAAAUAUCCAAGAAUCAUAAACUGCCAGAAAGCACUGAUACCAUUUCAGCUUACCCAUCUUUAACCCUAAGAGUUUGCUUGUCCUUUAAGAAAAGCAAAUGUAAUAUUGUGAGAUUCCUUCCAGUAGUGCCACUGUAUUUUGUCUCCAAAUAAAGAAGCUUAUUGUAGUAUGUUUGCAGAAAAAAAAAUUCUAAACAAAAAUAUACAGCUUAUUAGAGUGUGGGAAUAGGGGUCUAAAUUUUAAAUAAAAAAGUAUAAAUAUAUAUAUAUAUAUAUAAAAAAUGGUGCUGAUUUUAUAAUUGCGCAGUUUUAG